This is a messenger RNA of Lithohypha guttulata, 2526 nucleotides long. RefSeq lists its product as uncharacterized. NCBI's taxonomy places the organism in Eukaryota, Fungi, Ascomycota, Eurotiomycetes, Chaetothyriales, Trichomeriaceae. The transcript has a single exon. The coding region runs from base 1 to 2526 and encodes 841 amino acids. The record is from RefSeq and is a predicted model, not a curated record.
AUGACAAGCUGGCUCAGGCGUGGCCAGCAUGCUACCCAAUCAGCUGCCGCAUCAAGAGUACCUGGGUCGGCUCUCACUCCUUCAACCAAUAAUGCAGGGCGUCCUCGAGAUCCCAACGCACCAGAUAUACGGCUGGAUGUUGAAUCGAGAUGUAUUUACGAACGUCGAUUGCCAGGAAACGCGUAUAUAACAGCUCAUGUAACGCGUCUUCAGGACGGGUUUUAUGACAGUGAAUACACGCAUGGAGACUGUAUCAAUAAUGUACGUUUCUUGGCGGUCAACUUCGUCUUUCACCCCGAAGAGACCCUCAACCGCUUUCAAGCCGCUACGGUGACUAUUUCUUUACACGAUGAUACAAAUAAUUAUUACUCGGAUCCUCCCAAAGUCCGAGCACAGAGGUUAUCAGCGCAUCGCUCGCUCAGACCUAGGCUCAAACCGCGGAUAUUGCGUUUCGCCCCUCAUGUUUUGUACGGUGGUGUCAGCCCGGAGACAUUGGAUUGGAAUUUCAACCUUACAGGAAGUCUCGGUGUGUCGCAAACCCCCGUCGCUGCGUCGUUGUCGCCUAGUGGUGGCAUCAAGAGCAGCUACAAGGUGUACCAGAUGAUGCGUAUUCAAGGCUCUAGUCGUACUGCUCGUCCACGCUUUCUUGGUCGGCCUGGGGAUGAGUUGGAGGAUGGUGAAGUGGUUUGGACGAUGGAGGAGAAUCCAUUACAGAAAUCUGGUCUUCCUAGGGAGAUGACCUUCGUCAUGCUCAUCACGAAAGGCGACGUUGAGAACGUUGUUUUUGAUAUCAAGAUUGAGCCCAAGAUUGCGGCUUGGUACGGACAUUACCCUGGUUGGUGGUGUAACCUGCUGAAACAUCAACCACUCGAGAAGGAGCCUAUCAACCUGGAUGAGGAUCUAGGACAGCGUUUCAAGCCUGUUGUACCCGGUCGAGGCUUCAACUUUGCUAAUCUUGCAGGCAGUUUCAAUGACUUCGUAUCGUUGCCAGGUACAACAUAUUCCCUGACAGACCAAGGUGUCAAGGAUCAAGUCUCUCAAGACCACACUGCUGCUGCCAACAAUGAGAACCCCGACACCAGCUUCGCCGUCUAUUCGAAUAGACGACCAGGAAAGGAGCAAAAGUUACCGAGCAGGCAGAAUACAGCUUCAGCACAACAAGUUCCACCACCGAGAGCACAAUCGGUACCUCCUCAGCAGCCCUUCAAUUCAUCGACAGUGUCUCAGGAAGAGCCAAUGGACUACCACAUUUACCUUCACAAUCCGAGAAGCAUCAACUUGCAUGCGACACCACCACCUCCCUCAUCGUCUGCACCACCUCAACUUCCACCGAUCUCUAAUUUAUUGCACGUUUCCGACCCGAUCGUGCGGCCACAAACCACAGUUCCAGUAAGGACAAUAAGCCCGGCAAAUACGAAAAUGAAAAGGAGGAGCAUUGAUAUCACUUACAAAAGUAGUGCUAAGCCACCAAAUCGUUCCGAAGCCGGACUUGGGAUACGAAGUACAAUUGGUGAACCACGAAGAGCUGAGUUGAGAAGUACUAGUGGCGGGUCUGGACGUUCACUUCGACGAUCACGUUCACGUACGGAUUUGAGAUCUAGCCCGCUUGUUGAAGACGUCCAUAGCAGCGAAGACUCUCAGACCUCAACACCACGAGCUCGAUCUCGACGUCCGCGCUCACAGUCAAGCCCGCAACGGGACAAGGAGAACGUAUCUACACAUGUACCCACAGUUCAUUCGCCACUAUCGUCUGAAGCCCUGGUCGAAAGUGACGAUGCAACAAUACCAAUGGAAGCACCUUCACCUCCGGAUGGUGCAUCGGCGAUGCUCUCUCCGCCCUUACCCUCAUUUGCACAACAUUCAGUAUCUAAAUCGACCCGCGAACGCCUUCCCUUCGAAUUAAGGCGCAACCAUAGUGAUCGCGACCGCGUCGAGCGUACACCAAGAUCACGCGAUAGUCCUAGUCCACUCAGAAAAAGGAGAGAAAUAACGCCCAGUCCUGGACAGACGAACGAGAACAGUCCAGAAAGUCAGACAGACAGGCCCGCUACUACCCCAGUCAACGCUACCGCCAGCAGCGAAGACGAAGACGAAGACGAAGACGACAUCAUCGACAUGCGAACCCCCAACGACACAACACCAAUCCCCAUCCGCCUCACAAGUCCUAGACGUGAGCCGAACACCGCACUAGCCUCUCAUCCUCCACGAUCAUCUACCAAGAGCGACCUCGCCAUCCCCGGUUCUGAACCAACCAGUCCCAACAAUAGCAACAGCAUCAGUACCCGCCGCGAGCGCACAGCCCUUCGAGACAUCUCCCCCUACGCCUACGCACAAAUGAACGGCAAGCUUCUGGACGAAGACUGGGACGAAGCGAAAGGUGAUUUGAAGAAGAUGAGGCAGAGGAAGAGGCUUAGUAUGCCUGUUGUGCCGACUAGUGCUUACUAUACUUAUGUUGAGCCGGAGCCGGAGGUGGAGGUGAGGGUUGCGGCUGACAAGGAUGCGGAUAAGGAUUGGGAUGAGCGGUAG